AUGUCAGACAGGAUUCCCAAUGAUUUAAACAGCUUUUCAAAUGAAAGCAGCAAUAAAGAACUAAAGGCCCUGGGCAAAUGCCAACCCUGGAUUAAGUGGCCCUUGCCCGUUGUGUAUCCUUCUAAUUGUCCCUUACUGUCCCACGCCGUGUACGCCUCUCCUCCUCCCCUCGCAGCUGUUCUUGUCACUCUGUCCCCGUCCAGCCCUUCUAAGAGACACAGCAGCUAUGGCAUCCCCGACAGUGGCUCGUCUUGCAGGCAGGUCCCAGCUAGACUCAUCAUACUUUGUCUGUCUCUCUCAAGUGGUCUCUGUGACCAAAUUAUCUACCCUUUCGUCGGAACACUCUUUGUUCACGAGUUGGACACCGAAUAUUUCCAGCACCAAUUUCCGUCCAUUAAGAAUAAUUAUGAUGUGGAUCAGAUUGAUUCUAUGACUUUUCGUGCUAACUUGGAAGGAUUCCCAGAUCUGCCUCGAUGGUUGCGUUACACCCAGCGAUCCCCUACUCACAAAGCUUAUCUUUAUGGCUCCCCAACUGAGACAGGGAAACAAGUAAUAGAGGUGACAGCCUAUAAUCGCCAGACAUUCGAGACUGUAAAACAAAGGUUUAUUUUUAACAUUCUUCCUUCACCUGCAUUGCAGACUCCAUACCAGGCGGAAUUUUUGAUUGCCAACUUGGACGUGGAAGAGAUGCUACCUCCAGAAGCUCAGCUUGAUUUCCAGGCUCCACUGCAGGCCGUGUGGGGUGCCCAACGAACGACCAUCCUUAACAUAACGUCUGCACUAGACAAAGGUGGGCGAGUACCACUACCACUGCCAGGAUAUAAAGAGGGGGUUUUUAUUAAGUUGGGCUCUGAUGUACCCUUCUCAGAUUGCCUCCUGGAGUCCCUGGCAAUUGAAGCUCGACAGUUGUGUCAGAAGAGGGGCCAGCCAAUUCUGUCAUGUAAUGACCAGUUUGCAAAUCGAUUCCAAAUAGACUGGUGCAAUACCAGUCUGAUAUACUAUUCAGCACCUCCCCCUACACAGCCUCCUCAGCUGUAUUCCGGGAUCAUGGAUGACGAAAGCGAGUUUAAUCCUCCCUCAGAGACCCUGGAGGAAACCUAUUACCUGACCGAUUACCUGCUUACCCUGCUGCUUCCUACCCUUAUUGCUCUGCUCCUCUGUGCAUUACUUAGCUACAUCAUGUGCUGCCGCAGGGAGGGGAUAGAGAAAAGAGAUGGCGAAACGUCUGCUAUUCAACUAGUUCACCAGCAGUCCAUCUUUUCCAACACGGAGGAGCUACGACACAUGGCAGGAAACCGGGAUGUCCCGCGUCCUCUCUCCACUCUUCCCAUGUUCAAUGUCCGAACAGGAGAAAGAGCAUCUCCCCGUCAACUGCAUGACGAUAGCGCACGUGUACCUCUUAUCUUGUCACAACAUUAAAUGUCCCUUACUUUCCACAUUCCUGUGGGAUUGGGACAAUAAGGCAAUGAUAUAUGUUCCCAAUGCUAAGGGCUGGCAAGAUGCUCAGUAUGGCAAUGGCUCUAAAUCCCAAGGACUGAAGGAGAGAAUUACUUUAUUACACUGUUUGAAUCUUAUAUUACUAAUAAAAAGUUAUUGAAUCAACGGAA
Messenger RNA from Pelobates fuscus (common spadefoot toad), 1607 nucleotides. It is a transcript of the gene SGCA, whose product is annotated as sarcoglycan alpha. Gene Ontology annotation, molecular function: calcium ion binding. The record is from RefSeq and is a predicted model, not a curated record. The coding region runs from base 1 to 1419 and encodes 472 amino acids. Gene Ontology annotation, cellular component: sarcoglycan complex; membrane. Lineage: Eukaryota; Metazoa; Chordata; Amphibia; Anura; Pelobatidae. The transcript is spliced from 11 exons.